UGGAACUCGAUUUCAAAAUGUUUUUAAGUCAAUCCCAGUGGAAGAAACGGUUGAUUUACUGAUGCCAACUCAUGUCAGUAAGAAAUCAAGGUUUGAGGUGGGUUCGGGGUAUGUGCACGACACCUGGCACGGUUACAUCAACCUUCUGCUUCAUAUAUAUGUGUCUGUGUAUACAGUAAAGUGCCAGCUUUACCUUCUUUCCUCUGGUCUACUGUUGCUACAUGCAAAGUUUCAUUGCUCUGAGGUGGAUACAUCUCCCCAGCAUCUCCCUGUAGCCUCCCAGUGAUUAUUGAACAAGACUGAACGUUGUAUCCAGUUCCACUGAAUUCAGCAUCGAUGAUCUGUAGGGGUUCUGACUUCCAGGUUUUAAUUUGGUAUUUUGCUCAUACACACAUUUGGUGGAAAUUGCAUAAAAGCAGGUCCUAUUCUAUCAUACUCUUAAAACCUCAGAAGUUUUAUAUUUAUAAUACAAUGCAAUAGCCUAAAAAAAGGUAAUGCCUUUUACAUAUUUUUACACACACAAAAAAAAAAAAUAACCCUGAAAAUGUUUUUCAGAAAGUAUCGUUGAUUUUUAUAAUCGAUACAUGGCAUUAAUGAAAGGAUGAGUUUUAUUGACUAGGUGUUUUAACUCUGAUUUUGAAUUUGGAGCUAAAAAUUAAGGGCAAGCCUAAAAUCAGAAUCCAUACAUCUCUGCCAUCAGGUGGAAUAAUCAAACCCCAUUCACAAAGAGCAGCAUAGGAGCCAGUGCUUUUAUUAGCGUCACUCGGGCAAGGCCAGAGUCUGAUGGCAUGGGGUGUCCAAUUUCCUUGUGUCAGCCCCUCAGUCUGUGCGUCUGUGUCGGCUGUUUUUACCCCUGCAUUCACCAACUCGCUCGCACACAACCAGCUCUCUUCUUGGGCACACAAACACCCAUGACAACCAAGCCGACAAGCUUUCGGAGGCUUUGAACAGAAAAAUAUAUUAAAUACGUAGGCUGGGCGUACACCUCCUGUUUUGGGUGUGGUGUAAAAAAAAAAGACAAAAAAAACAUCAACCUUACCAAACCUUUGGAAAUCUCACACAGAACUCAACCUGAAGGACCAAAGCGGAUAUCAAAGAAUGACGGAGAAAGAGCCGCUGGACCCUCAUGCCCCUCCCCCUGGAGAAGCCAACGAUACGACAGUCUUCUUCGUGUAUGAGGAGGAGUACGAAGAUGAGGAUGAGGAGGAUGAUAAGGACCAACCCCCUGCUGAGCCAGUCAAACUAGUCAACAACAAACCUCACAAGUUCAAGGAUCAUUACCUAAAGAAACCCAAGUUCUGUGACGUGUGUGCGAGAAUGAUUGUGUUAAAUAACAAGUUUGGUCUGCGAUGUAAAAACUGCAAAACAAAUAUUCACCAUCACUGCCAGUCAUUCGUGGAGAUGCAGGAGUGCUUUGGAAAGAUUCCUCCAGGUUUCCGACGAGCCUACAGCUCUCCCCUGUACAGCAACCAGCAGAACGCCUGUGUCGCAGAGCUGCUGCCUUUCUCUCAGUCUAACAGGUCAGACCCUGUCUUCGAGACGCUCAGAGUGGGAGUCAUAAUGGCGAACAAGGAAAGGAAAAAAGAUUCAGACGACAAGAAAAAUAUGAUGAUGGCGAUGAUGGAGGAGGAAGAGGCCGUACCCAAGCCCGAGGAAGGGAAGGCAGAGGGAGGUAACCCUGAGGCAGACAAAAAAGGAGAGAAAGCACCAACAGAUGACAAGAGCAAGAAAGUUCAUCCUGGUGCGUUCACGCAGUCUCAUUAUUACCUGGCUCUCUAUCGGUUCAAGGCUGUGGAGAAAGAUGACUUGGACUUUCAAGCGGGGGACAGAAUUACAGUCAUUGACGACUCCAACGAGGAAUGGUGGAGGGGUAAGAUUGGUGAGAAGUCUGGUUACCUCCCUGCAAACUAUAUCAUCCGAGUGAAAGCGAGCGAGCGCGUCUAUAAAGUGACCCGCUCAUUCGUGGGGAAUCGAGAGCUGGCUCAGAUCACUCUGAAGAAAGAUCAGAUUGUGGUCAAGAAAGGCGAGGAGCUCAACGGGUACAUGAAGGUGAGCACGGGGAGGAAACUGGGCUUCUUCCCUGCUGAUCUGCUGCAAGAAAUCUGAGGGGGUUCCACUGUGGAACCGGAACACAGCAGCUCGGACAGGCGAGCACCUACAGGGUCUGACGUGAACCCACGUGCACGCGGAAAACAAACACGGAGUCUCUUUGUGAAGCACAUUUCCUUCAUCAAAUCAUUUUAUUAAAAAAAAAAAAAAAAAAAAAAAACCCUCAUCAAAAAACAGAUUUCAAUUCGCUUCUUUAUAAUUAAAACAUUUCUCUUGUUUUUUGGGUUUUUAUUUUAUUUUAUUUUAAGUAAGAAUGCUGUUUUGUUUUUGGUGCGUACGGCUAAGUCAGGCCAGCUCCAUUAUUUAAACCCUACAGUUUUGCUUGAGUGGGUGUUAAGGGGUGUCUGUCUGCCUGUGUUGCAGUUUGUGUCGAGGGAGGACAGGGGGCGCUGUCUUGGCCUGUGUUGCAGUUUGUGUCGAGGGAGGACAGGGGGUGCUGUCUUAGCCUGUGGGCUCAAACCAAACAUGGGCUCGUGGGCCACAGGAGGCCAAGCUAUUCUAGGUCCAUGCUGAGGCUGGGGGUGUCAAAUUGCCACCUUGUUUAUUGCAUGGAUAAUUAGGAUAUUAGUGGAAUAACUGAUGUAAUGUAGUGGAGGCCAUGGGACACAGAGGCAAAUAUUUUUUAUCAUGAUAGAUGUUGACGUAAUCUAACGUAGUUAUUUUUUUAUUUUUGUUUUUUUUAAUAAGUUGGCAUCCCAGCCUAUUGGGUUGAAUUGAAGGUGCGAAUCACAAACCAUCUGGUUCAAAGACAAACGUCUUGCCAACUAAAGUUCUAUAGUCGAGAAGGAAGUAUGGGUCUAAUGUUGAUGUCAGUACUUUUUUUUAAAAAAAUAAUAAUUUAGUAGUCGACAGUUGAUUUUACCCCGUUCUAAGUCGGUUUAGAGAGAUUUCUGCAGCUGUAGAACAAGCAUAAAAAGGCUUGCUGGCUUUCAUAUUGGCUACCGUAGUACGCUUGCUGUACAAAGAUUGUAACCUGGUGUGCGUUUUUGUAUGAUGUUAUAAAGGCAAUUUUAAAUUGUUGUGGUUAUAUAUGUGUUAUUACUCAAGACUUCCUGUGGUUUAGAUAUUGGUGGAGUUUAAUUAGAGUAAGUAUUCAAAUGUUUUGAUUUCAUGUUUUACUAUUUUAUGAGUAUUUAUUCUGAGUGGCGCUUGGUUCAGUUGCUCCACUAUUGAGCUAUUAUCAGGUUUCUCUAAAUCAAUCAAACUUAAUUGCUUAUAUAGCGCCUUUCGCGAUAAGUUGUCUCAAAGCGCUUUACAGAAUAACAAAAAUUCAUAACAUUCAAAACAAGUCAUAUAUGCCUUUAUCUGGCUUUGAGUUUGUCUGUGAUAGAUCUGAACCGCAUUCGAUUCAGAUCAUGUGACUCAUCUCGCCCCACCUGCUCUAGUUAUGUAAAGACAGCGAGAGUAGGUGAGGCUGACAGGGUUGAAAGGUCACAUUGUCACAUGAUUUGAAGGGAUUGAGGAAGGCUGCGAAGUCCUGGCAGUGAGGAUUCUCCAGAGAAGCUCACAGACAAAAAAAAAAAGGGCGAUUUGCUUCAAGUUUGCAGGAACAGAAUCGCCUGGAAUGAUUGCAAAUACAUACAAAAUUAAAGGAAAUGUUUUAAAAAAAAAAAAAAAAAAAAUCUAUUAAAAUGGCAUUUGAAGCUAAUUAUUAUUCAAGGAAAACUAAAAACACGUUUUAGAAUUAAAGCAUUUUUAGAUAUUUAAAUGGAGCUGGCCUCAUUUAGUUCUCUAGCACGCUUGCUAACCUUAAACGUAGAAUUUCCUAAAAGGAUUUACUCAAGCUAGUCGUUGAAUCAGACGCUGUUAUAUAAACGUGUUGAAAGGCAUUUGUUUACUGCAUUCAGUUAUCCAGGGUAGUGCUGAGAGUGCUGUUUUAUUCAAACACUUUUUAUGUUUGAUUUAUUUUCCACACCAGCCUGAUCCCGUGUGUGUUUGAAUGCUUGUUUACACACAGUACUGGAACUACACUUUUCAAAAUCGCACAGGAAUCAUUUGUUACAAUACAAGAGCCUAAUAAAAUGAGACAUUCUAACAUAAUGCUUUGUUAUUACUUCAGUAAGCAGCUUCCACAGAGUUUUAAAGGGGGGGGGGGAAUGCCAGUGGUUCAAAACUUAAACGCACUCAUGUUAAAAAGUUAUGUUUUUGUUAUCAUUUUUUUUUGCAGUAGCAGUUUUGCAAAAACAGCAGCGCUUGACAUUGUGUCUGUACCUGUAACUACACUGUAAAUGAUACAGCCGCAUGAGGAAUUACUGUGUUAUUACAGUACAGGAAGAGAGGCAAUGUAAAGGCACUAGUUAUUACAAAUUGUCUUGACGUUUUCUUUUUUCUUUUUUCUUUCUGAUUUUUCAUUUUUAAGACCAGAUUAUGUUUAUAUAUUUAUUGCAUUUAUAUAUCGCUUUUUAUACAAAAGUAGCGCAAAGCGCUGUACAGUGCGUAGACCAGGAUCAUUGAUGACCCCCCCAAACUCUUCAUUUCCAAGUUGAAGUUUUGAUGAGACUGCAAGGAUCAAGCACAUGCAAUCCCACAUUUCCUUGUAAUUGGUGCCGAGAUCCCACUAGCAGAACCACUGUUUUAUCUGAAUUCAACAUUAGAAAAUUCUGUGACUUCCAGUGUCUGGAUGUCUGUAAGAUUAUUUUCCUCAUUAGGAUACAAGGUGUAACUUUAUACUGUGGAACAAAUUAUAAUGUGCUACAGCAAUGCCUCCCAUUCACCCUAUAAUACCAUUACACAUGUCGUCUUAUUGUAUGGCAGAUCACAAAGUACCUAUAACUCCUGACUACAGCGAUGUAAAGGGGGGAUCACUAUAUAUGUACUUGAGACAACUUCCCAACGUUUCGGUGUGUUUAACACGCCUUUGUCAAGGGAGAGCGUGUUUGAUAACAAACAGUGGAGGUACGUAUAGACUUUGAUGUCAUGGUAACUCCGCCCACUUAUUUCUAAUUAAAUCUAUUCAUGUUUGUGAUGUGAAAAUUCACAAGCCCAGUUUAACCCCCUCAGUGGGCAUUAGUCUGUACCUCCACACAAUUGUGAAUCCACUAAUUGACUACUAAUGAAAUCGCCUGUGUCUCCCGAUGCCAGUGCAGUAGGGACACUAGAGUCUCGACACUGAAGACACUCCAAGCUUCUACCUCCUGUCACCUUCCAUUGCUUGAAACUUGUCUUGCAUGAAUAGCAGGAUAAGUUUCAUUAGCACAGUGUGUCCUUCAACCCCAAUGGAACAUGGAAGUGUGAAAUUUGGGUCGAAUGCAUUUUGGAGCCUCUCUGCUGUAGUUUUCAAACUGAACUGCCUUUUCCCUGAACUCAAACACACUUCUUAUGUUGUUUUUCAAAGUGCCUUAAUAAACUAAUUUUGUUUGUAAAAUGUAUUUCUUGUAGAGGAACUGUUCCUUUUGAGUUUUGUAGCGUUGUUCUACGUGUGAAAGAAAAUUGUUAGAAGACAGAUAAAGAAUAAAUUGCUUGGUUUUUUU
This is a messenger RNA of Polyodon spathula (Mississippi paddlefish), 5579 nucleotides long. It is a transcript of the gene stac3, whose product is annotated as SH3 and cysteine rich domain 3. The coding region runs from base 1099 to 2106 and encodes 335 amino acids. Lineage: Eukaryota; Metazoa; Chordata; Actinopteri; Acipenseriformes; Polyodontidae. Gene Ontology annotation, molecular function: protein binding. Gene Ontology annotation, cellular component: extrinsic component of cytoplasmic side of plasma membrane. Gene Ontology annotation, biological process: positive regulation of protein localization to plasma membrane; skeletal muscle contraction; positive regulation of voltage-gated calcium channel activity. The transcript has 12 exons. The record is from RefSeq and is a predicted model, not a curated record.